AUGGUAGCACUAAAAAAAAUACAGGUUUUCGAAAUGGUAGAUCAAAAAGCUCGACAAGAUUGCUUGAAGGAGAUAGAUCUCCUUAAGCAGUUGAACCAUGUAAAUGUCAUCAGAUAUUACGCGAGUUUUAUCGAUAACAAUCAGCUUAACAUUGUUCUGGAACUUGCAGAAGCUGGGGACAUGAGCCGGAUGAUCAAGCACUUCAAAAAGCACGGUCGCUUGAUACCGGAACGGACCAUAUGGAAAUAUUUCGUUCAAUUAGCUAGGGCCAUUGCUCACAUGCACUCCAAAAGAAUUAUGCAUAGAGAUAUCAAACCAGCAAACGUCUUUAUCACUUCUGAAGGCGUUGUCAAGCUAGGAGACUUAGGUCUGGGUCGCUUCUUUAGUUCCAAAACAACUGCUGCUCACUCGCUGGUCGGCACUCCUUACUACAUG
Cylicostephanus goldi is the source of this 435-nucleotide messenger RNA. The record is from the annotation of a GenBank genome assembly. NCBI's taxonomy places the organism in Eukaryota, Metazoa, Nematoda, Chromadorea, Rhabditida, Strongylidae.